AUGGCCUGCACCCCUCUCCUGCUGUCCCUCCUCUCUCUCUGCACAGGCUCCGCGGUCUCCUAUGAACUGACCCAGCCGACUUCAGUGUCAGUGGCCUUGGGACAGACGGCCAAGAUCACCUGCUCGGGGGACCUCCUGGAUGAAAAAUAUAUUCAGUGGUACCAGCAGAAACCAGGCCAGGCCCCUGAGCUGGUCAUUUAUCAAGAUAAGCGGGCCUCAGGGAUCCCUGACCGGUUCUCUGGCUCCAACUCGGGGGACACGGCCACCCUGACCAUCAGCGGGGCCCAGGCCGAGGACGAGGCCGACUAUUACUGUCAGUCAGCUGGUGCUGGCCCAACGGGUUUUGGUCUGAGGCUCAGUCACUGUGUUGUCUUCGGCGGCGGGACCCGGCUCACCGUCCUGAGUCAGCCCAAGUCCGCACCCUCGGUCACUCUGUUCCCGCCCUCCACGGACGAGCUCAACGCCAACAAGGCCACCCUGGUGUGUCUCAUCAGCGACUUCUACCCGGGUAGCGUGACCGUGGCCUGGAAGGCAGACGGCACCCCCGUCACCCGGGGCGUGGAGACCACCCAGGCCUCCAAACAGAGCAACAGCAAGUAUGCGGCCAGCAGCUACCUGACCCUGACGGGCAGCGAAUGGAAAUCUAAAAGCAGUUACAGCUGCGAGGUCACACACGAGGGGAGCACCGUGGCGAAGACAGUGAAGCCCUCAGAGUGCUCCUAG
Messenger RNA from Rangifer tarandus platyrhynchus (Svalbard reindeer), 723 nucleotides. Lineage: Eukaryota; Metazoa; Chordata; Mammalia; Artiodactyla; Cervidae. The record is from the annotation of a GenBank genome assembly.